AUGGCUGAGGAUUUGAGUAUCACAAGUUUAAAAUGGGCAGCGGCUAUUCAAAGAUUGGCUGCGGUGCCAUCAAUAAUGUGGCGAUCGACAUCGAGUUUGGGCAAAGGAUUGAGCUUAUCGCCAACAAAUCCCGAGGGGUUCAGCUGUCAGGCCUGUGGCAGGGUCUAUAAAUUGAAGAGCAGCCUUCGAAAUCAUCAAAAAUGGGAGUGCGGCCGACCACCGCAAUUUCACUGUCCUCACUGCAGUUACAAGGCGAAACAAAAAAUGCACAUCGCCCGUCACAUGGAGCGUUUCAAAAUACAUCGACAGUAUUCAUCGGAUCUAUAUCACUUUACAUGUCGAACAUUCACUGCAAAUGAAAAUCCAGAGGUGAACAGGCGAUUUUUCUGCGACGUCUGCAGCAAGGGAUACAAAUGGAAGGAGUCACUUUUGAAACAUCAGAGAAUUGAAUGUGGAAAAACACCACAAUUCACUUUUCAACUACUACCAUUUUUGUAUCCACUCAGUCAGCAAAAAUAUCCUUUCAUCUGCCCACUUUGUGGGAAGGGCUACUCAUGGAAAGUUUCUUUAAGCCGACAUAUUCGUGAAGAAUGUCAUAAAGAACCACAACACACUUGUGAAAUAUGUGGAAGAAAAUUCAAACAAAAAUCAAGCUUCAAGCGUCACUUAAAUCGCUACGUGUGUGAUGCGUGUGGUAAAUCUUACAAGUGGAAAGGCACAUACCAUGUUCAUUUAAAAUUUGAAUGCGGCGUUGAACCACAAUUUAAUUGCGCUAUUUGUCAAAGAAAAUUUCGUCACAAGCAUCAUUUGAAGGAACACUUGAGAAACAAGCAUCGAUGCAAUUCACACGAAAUAAAUAGUUUAUUAAAAAAACUGUGGAUAUGCUUCCGAUGUGGUAAAUCCUAUAAACUACGAACAUCACUGAAUCAACAUCUUCGUUUGGAUUGUGGGAAAAUGCCCUCAUACAUUUGUACCUUAUGUGGAAGGAAGUUUCUACGAAAACAUCAUUUGCAAUCUCACGCUAAACGUCGACAUUCCAUUAUAAUUUACAAUUCUAAAUUUCCAAUGGCAAAUUUAUUCCCACCGCAAGAUAUAAAUGAUUCAUCGUCGAAGGAUGCAUCGUGGAAUUUCUCAGAUAUUUCACAGGAAAGAUCACCAUACAAGCAGCAUUCAUCGCAAAAUUGGAUACAAAUGAAUAGCGGGAAUUCAGAAAAAAAAUUCUCUUGUUCACGAUGUGGAAAAAUUUAUAAAGCCACCACAUCGCUCAGUCGUCAUAUACGCUUAGAAUGUGGUGUUUUGGGCAGUGAAGUCUGUCCCCUGUGCAAUAGACGUUUCAAACAUAAAUUUGUUCUAAAUUCACAUAUUUUGGCUUAUAUUUGGGAACAUCCCGUUGCAGAUCCUCUACAAAUAACCCCGGCGGAAAAAAAUCAAAAUCAAACUUUCACAUGUAAUCGUUGCGGUCGAAUGUAUCCACAAUUAAAAAGUCUGCGACGUCACGUCUUUCAUUGUGGACGAAUUUUAAGUCAAGCAAUUUUAAGCGAUGGUGAUGUGCAUUACGUCGACGAAAAUGGCGACGAACGACAAUUUCUCUGUCCCUAUUGCAGUAAAGCCUAUCGUUGGAAGAAAGGAUUAAAAGUUCAUCAGGAGCGUUGUCCGAUAAAAUUGGCUCUUGAAAAUCCCCAAGGAGAAAAUUCCAAGGCACAAGCAGCAAAGAAGAAAGAAGAAGAACGUCCAUCAACGUCCGAUGUACCAAUUCCAGCAAUUGUUGUCAAAGAAAAAUGCCUCGAUCGCUAUCAAUGUAUAUUGUGUGGAAAAAGUUAUAAUUGGCUGAAAAAUUUGAGACGUCAUCAUAAAAUGUGUCGGAAGAAAGUGAUGAGUAAACGUUGGAAGGAGUGUAAAGUGAUGCUGGAGCCACUGCCAGGAGAUAAUGUCGGAGGUGGACGAGGGCAAAAGUUUAAAUGCUCCUUUAAAUGUGAUGUUUGUUUAAAGGAAUUUAAAUGGUUGAAUAAUUUGAAGGAGCACAAGAAAAAUUGCAAACCGAGUGAAGCCGAACAAAAUCAAUGGAUUGCUGCUGAAAAUGCUGAAAAUGUUGAAAAUGAUGAAAAUGAUGAAAAUCAAGAGACGAAGUUGGAAAUCGAAGAAGAAAUUAUCGACAUUAUGUAA
This is a messenger RNA of Leptopilina heterotoma, 2163 nucleotides long. RefSeq names its product zinc finger protein 337-like. Gene Ontology annotation, molecular function: RNA polymerase II cis-regulatory region sequence-specific DNA binding; DNA-binding transcription activator activity, RNA polymerase II-specific. Gene Ontology annotation, cellular component: nucleus. Lineage: Eukaryota; Metazoa; Arthropoda; Insecta; Hymenoptera; Figitidae. The record is from RefSeq and is a predicted model, not a curated record. Bases 1 to 2163 code for a protein of 720 amino acids. The transcript has 8 exons. Gene Ontology annotation, biological process: regulation of transcription by RNA polymerase II.